Molecule: messenger RNA, 710 nt
Organism: Pipistrellus nathusii (Nathusius's pipistrelle)
Lineage: Eukaryota; Metazoa; Chordata; Mammalia; Chiroptera; Vespertilionidae
Source: the annotation of a GenBank genome assembly
AUGCCGGGUGCGCCCUGCCUCCGGUGGCUGCUCCUGGCCGUCGCCUGCUCCGGGCUUCCCGGGGCGCGGCCCUGGGCCCCGCGGGCCUUGGGAGAGGAGGAGGAAGAGGAGGCCCCGCCGACCCCCCGGCCGCCCGUCCUCUGCGACUAUGACCGCUGCCGCCACCUGCAGGUCCCGUGCCGAGAGCUGCAGGCGGGCCCGGCGCCCUGCCUGUGCCCCGGGCUCUCCAGCCCGGACCGGCCGCCCCUGCCGCCGCGCCUGGCGGACGUGCACGUGGCGGCCGAGGCGGGCGGCGCCGAGGUGCGCUGGUGCGCGCCCUCCUCGCCGGUGCUGCGCUACUGGCUGCUGCUGUGGGAGGGCGGCGGGCCCCCGCGGCGCAGCGGCCCCUUCGACGCCACCGUGCGCCGCGCCGAGCUGCGGGGGCUGCGGCCCGGGGGCGCCUACUUCGUGUGCGUGGUGGCGGCCAACGCGGCGGGCGAGAGCGGCGCGCCCGGGCCCGCGGCGGCCCCCGAGGGCUCCGCGGGCGGCCCUGCCCUGGGGCCGUGCGGCCCGGUGGCCGUGCCCCCGCGGCCCGGGAUCCUGGUGCACGCGGCCGUGGGGGUGGGCGCGGCGCUGGCCCUGCUGAGCGUUGGCGCCCUGGUCUGGCACUGCUGGCUGCGGGAGCGCUGCGGCUGCCCCCGCCGCCCCCGCCAACCCCGGGGGCCCACUGA